AUGGCUAAACAUGUGCUGUCAGUUUAUUAUCAGAACUGUAGGGGUCUCCGAACAAAAUUGCACACAUUAUAUAUGAAUGUCCUAUCUCACAAUUACGACAUUAUAAUACUAACCGAAACUUGGUUAAUUGAGAACAUAUCUGAGAGUGAAAUGUUUGAUACACGGUACAGAGUGUUCCGUUCGGACAGAGAUCGCAUAGCCAGCGGCCGGCAUGACGGCGGGGGCGUUUUGAUAGCUGUGCGCCGUGAGCUUGCAGCAACACCGCGCGUUUUUCCUCUCCCACUCAUUCUUGCCCCGCCGCCAUUUGCGCACCAUCAUUGUCGUCCCUGA
Messenger RNA from Diatraea saccharalis (sugarcane borer), 330 nucleotides. NCBI's taxonomy places the organism in Eukaryota, Metazoa, Arthropoda, Insecta, Lepidoptera, Crambidae. The record is from the annotation of a GenBank genome assembly.